GGUGACCAGGAUAUCUUUCCAGCAGGAGACCACUGCCUGAGCUGUGAAGAUGUCCACUCCAGACCCACCCCUGGGUGGGACUCCUCGGCCUGGCCCUUCUCCAGGCCCUGGUCCUUCACCUGGUGCAAUGCUGGGCCCUAGCCCUGGUCCCUCACCAGGUUCUGCUCACAGCAUGAUGGGGCCCAGCCCGGGACCUCCUUCGACAGGACACCCCAUGCCUACCCAGGGGCCUGGAGGAUACCCUCAGGACAACAUGCACCAGAUGCACAAGCCUAUGGAGUCCAUGCACGAGAAGGGCAUGCCUGAUGACCCACGAUACAACCAGAUGAAAGGUAUGGGCAUGCGGUCAGGGGCCCACACAGGCAUGGGACCUCCGCCUAGUCCCAUGGAUCAGCAUUCCCAAGGUUACCCCUCACCCCUGGGUGGCUCUGAACAUGCCUCCAGUCCUGUCCCAGCCAGCGGCCCAUCUUCAGGCCCCCAGAUGUCCUCUGGGCCAGGAGGAGCCCCACUGGAUGGUUCUGACCCCCAGGCCUUGGGGCAGCAAAACCGAGGCCCAACCCCAUUUAACCAGAACCAGCUGCAUCAACUCAGAGCUCAGAUAAUGGCCUACAAGAUGUUGGCCAGGGGCCAGCCAUUGCCCGACCACCUGCAGAUGGCCGUGCAAGGCAAGCGUCCAAUGCCUGGAAUGCAGCAGCAGAUGCCAACACUACCUCCACCCUCAGUGUCUGCCACAGGACCUGGGCCUGGCCCUGGCCCUGGCCCUGGCCCAGGUCCAGGACCAGCCCCUCCAAAUUACAGUAGGCCCCAUGGUAUGGGAGGGCCCAACAUGCCUCCCCCAGGACCCUCAGGUGUACCCCCCGGGAUGCCUGGUCAGCCCCCUGGAGGGGGGCCCAAGCCAUGGCCUGAAGGACCCAUGGCCAAUGCUGCUGCCCCCACAAGCACCCCACAGAAGCUGAUUCCCCCACAACCAACAGGCCGCCCUUCACCUGCACCUCCUGCCGUCCCACCUGCUGCCUCACCUGUAAUGCCACCACAAACACAAUCCCCAGGGCAGCCAGCCCAGCCUGCUCCAUUGGUGCCACUGCACCAGAAGCAGAGUCGCAUCACCCCCAUCCAGAAGCCCCGGGGUCUGGACCCUGUGGAGAUCCUACAGGAACGGGAGUACAGGCUUCAGGCUCGAAUUGCACACCGAAUUCAGGAACUUGAAAACCUCCCUGGUUCCCUAGCUGGGGACCUUCGAACCAAAGCAACCAUCGAACUCAAGGCCCUUAGGUUGCUGAACUUUCAGAGACAGCUGCGCCAGGAGGUGGUGGUGUGCAUGCGCAGAGACACAGCCCUAGAGACAGCCCUCAAUGCCAAGGCCUAUAAGCGCAGCAAACGACAGUCACUGCGGGAAGCCCGCAUCACCGAGAAGCUGGAGAAGCAGCAGAAGAUUGAACAGGAGCGCAAGCGCCGCCAGAAGCACCAGGAGUACCUCAACAGCAUCCUACAGCAUGCCAAGGACUUCAGGGAGUAUCACAGAUCCGUCACAGGCAAACUCCAGAAACUCACCAAGGCUGUGGCCACCUACCAUGCCAACACCGAGCGGGAACAGAAGAAAGAAAACGAGCGCAUUGAGAAGGAGCGAAUGCGGAGGCUUAUGGCAGAAGAUGAGGAGGGCUACCGCAAGCUCAUUGACCAGAAGAAGGACAAGCGCCUGGCCUACCUACUACAGCAGACAGACGAGUAUGUGGCCAACCUCACAGAGCUGGUGCGGCAGCACAAAGCUGCCCAGGUUGCCAAGGAGAAGAAGAAAAAAAAGAAAAAGAAGAAGGCAGAAAAUGCUGAAGGUCAGACACCUGCCAUUGGACCAGAUGGUGAGCCUCUGGAUGAGACCAGCCAGAUGAGCGACCUCCCAGUGAAAGUGAUCCAUGUGGAGAGUGGCAAGAUCCUGACGGGCACAGAUGCCCCAAAAGCCGGGCAGCUGGAAGCCUGGCUUGAGAUGAACCCAGGGUAUGAAGUAGCUCCCAGGUCAGAUAGUGAAGAAAGUGGCUCCGAAGAGGAGGAGGAGGUAAGAGGCCACUUUAUCUUUGCUGUUCAUAGGCCUUCCACCUU
Molecule: messenger RNA, 2094 nt
Organism: Psammomys obesus (fat sand rat)
Lineage: Eukaryota; Metazoa; Chordata; Mammalia; Rodentia; Muridae
Product: transcription activator BRG1
Exons: 12
Biological process (GO): positive regulation of transcription by RNA polymerase II
Cellular component (GO): nucleus
Molecular function (GO): DNA binding; ATP binding; ATP-dependent activity, acting on DNA
Source: RefSeq, a predicted model, not a curated record